CAGAGGAGAAAAGAGAAAAAGACCGAGAUCUGCAGAAGUUUGGGCACAAAAACCUCUCAGUCAGAUGGCGCUGCAGCUCCCGCCUCACGACGGCGCCGUGCUCUCCGUGGUGGACAUGCACACCGGCGGCGAGCCCCUGCGGAUCGUCCUGGGCGGCUACCCGCAGGUCCGAGGCGACAGCGUGCUUUCCAAGCGCCGCUACGUGCGGGAACACUUGGACCACCUGAGGAAGGCGCUGAUGUUCGAGCCGCGGGGCCACUACGACAUGUACGGCGCGCUGAUCGUGGACAGCGAGCUGCCCGAGGCCGACCUGGCCGUGCUCUUCAUGCACAACGAGGGCUACAGCACCAUGUGCGGCCACGCCGUCAUCGCGCUGGGACGCUUCGCCGUGGACUACAAGCUGGUGAGGGAGCCGCGCUCGCCGGAGACGCAGGUCAACAUCCACUGCCCCUGCGGCCUGGUCAGGGCCUUCGUCCAGUACGCUGCGGGGAAGACGGGAGGCGUGAGGUUCCUCAGCGUGCCGGCGUUCGCUUUCGCCACGGAUGUGACGGUGGCGGUGGAGGGCUUCGGAGAGGUGACGGUGGACAUCAGCUACGGAGGGGCCUUCUACGCCUUCGUGGACGCCCAGAGGUUCGGCCUGGACGUGAGCAAGUCCAGGACCCGGGAUUUAGUGGACGCAGCCACGGCAGUGAGCAACGCCGUCAAGUCUCAGGUGAAGUUGCAUCAUCCGACCAGCGACGACCUGGCCUUCCUGUACGGCACCGUCCUCACCGACGGGAAGGACGAGUUCUCCCCCGAACCCACGGCCAACGUCUGCGUGUUUGCAGAAGCUCAGGUGGACCGAAGCCCCACCGGCUCCGGCGUCACUGCUCGAGUGGCUCUUCAGCAUCACAAAGGUCAAAUCCGGCUCAACCAGACCAGGACGUUUCAGAGCGGAGCCACCGGGUCGCAGUUCACGGGGAAAGCUGUGGAGGAGACGCGGUGCGGAGACUUCAGGGCCGUGGUGGUCGAAGUGGCCGGCAGGGCGUUUUACACCGGAGCUUCACACUUUGUGCAGGAGGCCGACGACCAGCUGGCAAACGGCUUCCUGCUGAAAUGAGCUUCUGUUAAUGAUUCCGAACACCAUGUUCAAAUAUAACCGUAUUCCAGUCUUGGUUUUACUUUUAUUUUUUAUCCAUUUGUGUCACUUUAAGCUACAUUGAUUUGACAUUGGAAAUGACUGGAAAAACUUUUUGAGUCCUUAAUGUUUUGGCCUUUACUGACCACUAGAUGGAGCCAUGAGACUGAACACUGUUCAAGAUCAGGGGCUUGAAAACAAAAAGAUGCCUCUUUACCCCUUUUAAUUUCUCAUAAUUAAUGUGUAGAGAAGCAAAAGCAUGAGACU
Molecule: messenger RNA, 1384 nt
Organism: Salarias fasciatus (jewelled blenny)
Lineage: Eukaryota; Metazoa; Chordata; Actinopteri; Blenniiformes; Blenniidae
Gene: l3hypdh
Product: trans-L-3-hydroxyproline dehydratase
Exons: 6
Coding region: 65-1099 (344 amino acids)
Molecular function (GO): hydro-lyase activity
Source: RefSeq, a predicted model, not a curated record